Schistosoma haematobium is the source of this 3396-nucleotide messenger RNA. RefSeq lists its product as uncharacterized. Lineage: Eukaryota; Metazoa; Platyhelminthes; Trematoda; Strigeidida; Schistosomatidae. Gene Ontology annotation, cellular component: membrane. The coding region runs from base 1 to 3396 and encodes 1131 amino acids. The record is from RefSeq and is a predicted model, not a curated record. The transcript is spliced from 6 exons.
AUGGAAAAUGAACAUGAUAUAAAAUCAUUUCAUCGAAUGCCCAGUGAAAGAAGGCGUAAAUUAUGGUCGUUAGCAGCACGUGCAGCUGUUAAAUGCCCAGAUGAUGUUGAAAAAGAUAUAACAACUCAACAUGAAAGUUCAUUAAUUAAAGAAUCUGGAUCAUUAGCUAAAACUCAGGAUUCAGGUGUUUCAGUAGAUUUUGCAUAUGAUAAUCAACCAUAUUCAACAGCAUAUUCACCAUUUACUUCACAUUCACAUUGUCGUAUAAGUUUAGAUAAUGAAAGUGCUGAAAAUUAUGAUUAUGGUAGAUUGUCAAGAGGUGUUAAAAGAUUUUACGAUCCUGUACAGAAUGUUACUUUAAGUGCAGACUUAAGUGACACUGCGAAUAUUGAAAGAGGAAGAAGUUAUGUAACAAAACGUAAAUCAGUAUUUUCAAUACCUCACAUUCCAUCUCAUAUAUCUUCUGCGAGUGCAAAUAUGAGACGUAUUAGAAAGGCGUCUAAACAAUUCGAUACAUCUAUCAAACAUGGUAGUGCAGAUACAUCAGGUUUAGGCAGUAGCCUAGAUUGGGUAUCUUUAGAAACUGGACAAACCCCAUUCUACCGAAAAAUGUCUUCACAAUAUGUACAUAAUCCAAGAACUAUUAUUACUGUUCAUAAAAGUUUGGAUGAAAAGCAAACUACUCGCCCUCUUGUUGUAAAAAAACACUUGACUAGUGAUGAUGGGGAUACUGAAAGAUAUUUAUUACAAGAGUUUCCCUUAAAAAUAUAUACUUCCACUAUAGCACCCGGAAAUCCACAGGAACCUUUUUUAAAUAGAGAUUUUGUAAAAUCCUCUCAACAUAGGCAGAAGCCUGUAAAAUUGCAGCAACCAGUUUAUCAACCAGAUUACCAUCUAGAAACAACGAUCAGUGUCAGUGAAUCUGGUUCACCAUACAGAUCAAAAAGUGAUAUUCCACCACGUCGUACUAUAAGGGAUCCUCAUAUGAUAACAAGAAGCUUUGACCAGGCAUAUUAUGCUCAUAAUAUACCGUACAAUCACUCAAACAUACCAACAACAAACGUAUCCAGAAGUGAUGAAGGCAGUGUACCACUAACUUAUUUCGACCAACAUGAAACAAUAAACUGGCCAAUUUUCACUGAAACUGAUGUUAACCUCUCAAGAUAUGCCUCAGGUUUAGAUGAUGAUACUCGAGAGAAAAUGUUAACUGAUAUGCGGAAUCGCUCAGUACAUUGGGGUCCAAUAUAUAGAAAAGAUCGACGGUAUUAUCCAAAGGACUAUCACUGGAUGAACCAACAACAACGAAAACGACAUGAACAGCAAAAAUCGAAGACAAUUUACAGGAGAUCACAUACAUUAGGUGAUAGUGCGGAGAAUAUUGACACUGAUUGGAUGCCAACUAGAUCAAAAGCACAGUUUAAAACACAACUUUACACUACACCCCCACCAACUGAUGAGAAAGAAGCUUACUAUAAUGGUUUAUUAAUGGAGCAUAAACUUAAAGAACCUCAUAUGGAUUUUCAAACCUUUUGUAGAUUGAGACGAUUCGGUCGAUUUAAUGAAAAAUAUCAUUUUGGAUUAGAUACGGGCAUAAGAGAUGAAUCACAAAGAUUAUUACGAGAAUCACAAGAUUCUUUUCAUCUUAAACCUACAUAUUCAACUCGUAGAAGAUGGACUUCCGCUGAAAUACCUGAAGUAAAAGUUUCACCAGUUUUUGCUGAUUCAGCUGAAAUAAAGUAUGGUGAGAAUGAAAGAGAAGAUCAUAGAACAAUUGAACAUUUUGAUCAAGUUUAUCCAAUCGAUGUACACAAUUACACUAAAUAUACGACUGGUAGAAAACGUCCUUAUCAUGAACAAUUUUCUCCAUAUGAUCAACAUCGAAUCGCCUAUGAAGAUGAAGUUAUCAAACGUCCAUGGAGUCAAACACAUAAAACAGAUAGAUAUUUAACUCCACACAGAGGUGAUUCAUUGAGAAAAGCUUUAAGUUUAGAUAAACCAUCAUAUAUACCAACUCCAUUGCAUAAACCAUCUUCAUCACAACAAUAUUAUCAUUCAUCUCCUGAACAAUUAAAACAUCCUGAAGAAAGUUUAGAAUCGAAAUUUACACGUCAACAACACUUUAAAUAUCAUAUUCCAUAUUAUUCUUCAUCAUUUGACUAUCCAUCAUUGUCAAGUAGUAAAACAAGACCAUUAAUUCAUCCAGGUUAUAUUCAAACUUAUAAUUUUUUCUCUCCAAUUGAAGAAAAAGGUGAUUUUGAAUCUGAAACAAAAGGUCAUCCAUUAAUGAGUAGAUUUAAUGAGGAUAAAGAUGAUAUAUGUGAAAAAAAUGAAAAAAUUUAUCCUAUGCAAAUCAAAGACGAUCAUGGGCUUGCAGCACAUAAACAAAAGUCUGCAUCACAUGUUACUACUGAUAUUACUGGUGAUACAAGUAAUCAUAGUAGUCAAAAAAAGAUUUAUCAAUCACCAUUAAAGAAAACAAUUUCACCUAGUGCGUCAACAGAUGAUAUUAUACCAUAUGAUAGAAAAUCUUUUAUAUCACAUAAAGAAGUUCGAAUUAAUGAAUCACAAACUCAUGAACCAACUGGGAUUAAAAAAUCAGUGACAUUAUCAAAUGAUAUUAAUAUUAAACAAUCACCACAAACUACAACACGACAUACUACAACUAUGUCAUCGAGUGGAAUUUUAAAAGUGUCUGUACAUUUAGGUGAAAGUGAAAUACAAGAAUUUGCUGAAUACUGGGACCAUAGUAUAUUUUCAGGUGCAAGAAUCACUGCAGUUUGUUUAGCUGGAGUAGCUUCUGUUUGCUUAGUUUGUUCUGUAUGUGCCAGCACAUGGUUAUAUCAGGGAUAUGCAAACAAUAUUACACAUAGUGGAUUUUGGAAACGUUGUAAUUAUUUCAAUCAAACAUGUGAAAUCAUGCUUCCUUUUAUCACUAAACAUGAAGGCUGGCAAGACGGUGCAUUCUUUAUACUUGUAUUGGCUAUAUUAUUAGGAUUUUUAGGAUUGAGUCUUUCAGUGGCUGGCCACUUAGUUUAUGCUCUUCCGAAAAGAUUAUAUUAUUUUCAUUCAGGCGGUGAGGCACAUGUCGUUGCAGCAUUUGUUACUGCCUUAUCAGUGCUUAUUUAUCACAUCACUAUAAAAUUACAUUUACGAACAGAAGGUCCUGUAAAUUUUGGUGAAGCAUAUGGUAUUUCAUGGUUUGCAUGUUUUCUACAUAUAAUGGCAGCAAUUUUAUUGCUUUUAGAUGAAAUUAUUAAUGAAUUAGUGAAUUUAGCUCGUCGAGUACAUUGUGUACGUACUUGUUUAAAAUGUAUUAUACAUACAUAUAGUAAAACUGUUCAGAAAAAGCGUCAAUUAUUUACUCAUUAUAAUAUAAAAUUUUACAAUGAUAAAUAA